AUCUUGGUGAGCUGGGUGUCAAUACGGAUGGGAACCUGACGAAUUGACUUCAUAGUUUAUGAUAUAAGCAUUUAAUACACAGUGGAAGCACUUUGUUGACGAUCCGGACUCUCUCUCGCGUUCUAUACUUGUAUUGCAGCUUGAAUGAUGUCCCGGAGGUGAUGAAGCAGAUGCCACCCCUUCCAGUAAAGAUGAACGAAGAGCUUGCCAACACCAUCCUUCCGCGCCCAAACAUCCCCAUGAAAUAGGUACCUGAGGCGAAAUUCAGCUGCUGCAAAAUCUUCUCAGCAUCUCAAAGCCAUACUUGAGCCUCUUUUGUAGUCGGUGUAAAAUCGUUUUGUUGAUGGUGGUCAACACCUAGUUUGGUUGGUUGGUUUUCUUCUAAAAGCAGUCCUUGGUAGGAAGAAGAAGAUUUCUCAGAAUUUUACCUUUUCUUUUCCUGGGUUUGUAGGCAAUUAGGCUUACACAGAAUAAACAAUAAGCAAAAUAUGUGAUCUUGUUGCUAAUCUUCUCUCUUUACCCCCCAUUUUGGGGCCUUCUGUGAAUAUGCUGUAGCUUCACUUCUUUUGUCAUUGCAGGAUUAGUGCUUAGUAACUUGGAAUUUGUUCUUUGCUUAUUUCAAGCAAGUAGCCCUUGGAAAGGAAAGAAGAAAGGGUUGUUUUGUUUGAUUAGUUUAUCUGGAUAUUGAGUUUAUUAUGAAUGCUAUAUAAUAAUAUUUUUUUUUUGGUCUAUCAGGAAUUCUAUUGGAUUCAAUUCAUACAAAUUGGCACCCAUCUUUUGUUGAGUUUCUAAAGUCCACUUAAACUUUGAAAAAGGUGGGCUGCUUACCACCAAGGCAAAAUCCAGACUUUCUUGUUAGCAAAAAGGACCUUUCAAAUUUUCACCCCCAUCUACAAGCUUCAACCUUCUUCGAAGUACAAAUACUUCUACAUCAUCAAAUUAGUAUUAUUUUAUCUAAAAACACUACGAGCAUAGAUGGUCUGAUCCUGACUGGCAUUGAAUCAUAUUCAUGAUAAGAGUCAGAUAGAACAUAAAAGGAAAAACUGUGAUUUCGUCUUGAAAUCAUAUUCAUGAUAAGAACCAAAUCGAACGUAAAAGGAAAAAAAUCUGAUAUCGUCUAGAAAUAAAUCAUAUUCGUGAUAAGUGCCAAAUCGAACAUAAAAGGAAAAACGAGAUCCGUCAGUCAGAAGCUCUUCUAGUCGAGUUGAGUUUUAAUUCGACUUGCUUUUCCUUUUACCUCUCAAAGAAUCCAUGAUACCGACUUUCAUCAUAUCCAAAUAUCGACACGGUGAAAUAUGGACCAAAACGUUCCACACCACAGUUCUCAUGAAUCAAGAAGUUAUGUUGAAAGCAAAAGGUCAUGAAUUGGACUAGACUUUUUAACGUAUGCUUUGUAAUUCUUCUAUUUAGGGGGCUCUGAAUAAUUCAUCGUGACCACAAAAGUAAUCUCAAUCUAGAUACACACGUUGUUGAUAAUUGACCAGUAAAAAAAAAAGGAAUUUGGUUGCAAAAGGAGGCUCCCAAUACAUCAUUAUUACGACUUUAUACGACGACCCAUAGCCCAUGAGACUAAAUACUAUUAUCAGAAAAAGUUUACUAUAUUCAUAUCUGUGUAGGAAAAGUCUCUUUUGUUCUUUGCUUGCAUGAGAUUAUCUAUAUAUGUAACACAGAAGCCGCAGGAGAGAAUAUUAACCUUCUUCGUGUACAAGCAAAAGAACAGAGCAUAUCUAGAAGCAGGUUUCCUGCCUGAUAGAUGUGCAUCAUUUCAUUACAUCUACUACUUUAAUCCUUCUUCUUCUUCUUCUCCUUCGACGAUCGAGGACAACGUAAUCAUCUUUCGAUCGCGCUUAAUUAUGUUGAAGAAGAACACAUCUUCAUCAGUUGGCACCUUUGCUGUGUUGGGCAUAAUAGUCAUCGUAGCAGCCUCCUCUUUGGACUUCGUUGCAGCGCAGCCAGCAGCCGUUUCCAGCAAUGAAGGUAAUGGUAAUUGGAGUAGUGGUGACAAUGAUGGCACGGUGAGGAUUGACCCUCUAGACAAGUUCAAGAAAUACAGGGGAGGGUUUGAUAUCACUAGCAAGAACUACUGGAGUUCGACAGCAUUUACAGGCAUAUAUGGCUAUGCCAUUGCUGCCCUCUGCCUCCUGGCUGGAAUUUGCUACGGAAUUUUCAAGCUUGUCAUUGUUCUCUGCUGCCAAAAUAGGAGACGGAAUUUGAAAGGAGGCAGGAAAUCGUCACCACAUAAUGACGAAAGUUAUGUGAUGUACAAACGCUUAGUUAUCCUUGUCCUCCUCACUCUCGUGGCCAUAAUGGUUGCAAGUGGAGUAGCCCUAGGAGGGAGCUCGAGCUUCCACAACAGGGCCAAGAAGGCAGUGGACAUCAUCAUACACACCGCAAACAAUGCCUCGCGGACCAUCUACGAUGUCACGUCGGCGAUGACUGGCAUUUCUCGUACUCUCGAAUCCACCGAGGCCUCGAACCAGUUCCCGACAGCGAUGACCGCCUCGAGGUUCCUGAGCUCCACGUCGCGGAGGCUGGAUCGUGAAGCUGCCAGCAUUGAGAAGGAAGCCAGAGACAAUAGGCGACGGAUCGAUGUAGCCGUCACUAUUGUGUACGUUAUAACCGUCGUCGCUAUUGCUCUCAAUUUGGCUGUCACCAUUGCUCUUUCAGUUUGUGGGGUACUGAGGAUUCGGAAAGCAAUUAAUUGGCUUCUUGCAUUAUGUUGGUCGCUAAUAGUCCUCUGCUGGUUGCUAUUUGGCAUCUAUUACUUCUUACACAAUUUCGCAAAUGACACGUGUCGAGCACUCGAGACAUUCGACCACAAUCCUCAGAACAGCAGCCUCAGCUCGCUCGUGCCCUGUGACGAUUUAGCCGCAGCGAAACCAACUCUGAGACGGGUCAGGGAGGGAAUUUACGACCUCGUCUCCCAACUGAACGUCGCCGCCGCCAAUGUAUCCUCGACGUUGGGAGUGCCUCCCAACUUCAUUCAAGUUUGCAACCCUUUCUCGUCACCGCCGAAUUACCAUUACCAGCCACACGAUGAUUUCACUUGCCCUCCUCCUUCGAUCCCCAUUCGCGACAUUCCAAAGGUAGUGAAAUUGGUGACAUGCUCAGACGACGGGACAUGUAGCAACGGGCAAUUCGUAUCCCCUGCCGAUUACAGACUAGUGGAGGGCUACGCCAGUUCGAUCCAGAGCCUCGUCGACGCCUUCCCCGAGAUGCAGAGCCUGGUGGAAUGCGAGUCCGUCAGGGCUUCUCUGUCUCGAAUUGUCGACCGCCAUUGCCAGCCAUUGAAGAAGAAUGCAAAGAUUGCUUGGGCAUCAUUGAUUCCCCUCUCUGUUCUCAACAUGGCCCUUCUCGUUUUGGUACUAGUAAUACAGAGGAUUGGACCUUUAGGAACCAGCGGUUCCGUGGGUGCCGUCGCUAAAGAUGAAACGGCGCCUCUGCCUCGCCAUUCUUCGUCGUUGGAGAUAGCCGGCUCCGGCGGCCACCAUCAGUUGGUUUAGUGAAUACUUCAUUCUUAAUUUAUUUGUUUGUAUAUUCCCACCUCUUAUAUUUUUUUAUUUUAGUUUAACUAUUUUUAUAGGUUACAUAGGGGUAGUAUUUUUGUUUACAGAGGAUUCAUAUUAAUAGUUGAAUCUAUAUGGUGUACAAAAUUAGAUGGUUACUAAAAAGUACAAAUAAUACUCUAUGAUAUGGACCCAAUCAAGGGGAAGAGAACCAUUCAUAGUAGUAAGUAAUUGUAUCCAUUCUUUUGUUUGAUGUAUGAAGAUGAAUGAAAUUUCGAUUUUGGUUGAUUGUUCGUAGAUAACAAAUUGAAAGAUACAGAGCUUUUGAGUUUUGACUAUCGAGCCAAACUUUUUGUGUCAAACGGUAUUAUGCUGCAUGUUAAUAAUUCAUUUGUAAAAAGUGACAUGUUAUCCACCAAUAUAUUCGAAUACUUAGAGCCAAUUCGAUGUUUUGAUGAUGAAAUGUGAUAAUGAAAUGCGGUUUAAAUAUGUAAGAAAAUAACAAUGGAUAUGAUUUUGUGUGUAUGCUUUUGGAUUCACUAGUAGUUGGUAGGAAGAACAAGCAAGCGAGAUGUGGUACCAAAUGCUUCAAAUCGAAAUCAAACACUAAAUUCUAUACAAGUAGGAUUAACGGUGAAUUUCGUAUUUAUAUUUAAAUGCUGAAUUCAUAUUUCAUGGAUGUACAUUCUGUGUCGAAGAACAUGGAAUUAGAAAACUAAUCUAAUAAUUUAUAAUUGGAUUU
Messenger RNA from Linum trigynum, 4248 nucleotides. NCBI's taxonomy places the organism in Eukaryota, Viridiplantae, Streptophyta, Magnoliopsida, Malpighiales, Linaceae. The record is from the annotation of a GenBank genome assembly.